Molecule: messenger RNA, 3994 nt
Organism: Mugil cephalus (flathead mullet)
Lineage: Eukaryota; Metazoa; Chordata; Actinopteri; Mugiliformes; Mugilidae
Gene: cfap57
Product: cilia and flagella associated protein 57
Exons: 21
Coding region: 140-3652 (1170 amino acids)
Molecular function (GO): protein binding
Source: RefSeq, a predicted model, not a curated record
UCUGCCGUUCAAAGCUACUGUUAGCUAAAAGAAAUAAGUUAAGUGGAAGUUGUCUUGGCAGUCUUUGUAGUUUUUUAUUUAUUUAUUUAUAUAUUUUUUAGGUCCGUCUAAGAUUAAAAACUAAAUUGACAACUUACAAAUGGCUUCUGUAGUUGCUCAGCCGCACUUCAUUUUCGGUCUACGGGCAGGUGUGAGCAACAAUUUGUGUUUCUUCGACGAGCAAACGGUCGUCUUCCCCAGUGGAAACAGCUGUGUGUGCUACAACACCGUCCAAAGAUGCCAGCGGUUCAUUUCAGGCUCAGAAAGUAGUCGGGGCAUGCGUUACCUCGCAAUCAGUGCCAACCGGCGUUACCUGGCGGUGUCGGAGUGUGGUGACCAGGCCUCCAUCACGGUCCUGGACCUGCAGCAUGAGCAGGGCAGAAAGAGGAAAGUUCUGACUGCAGGGGACACACCUGUUCAAGAGUUUGUGUGCAUGGCUUUCUCGCCCGAUUCCAAAUACCUGAUUGGACAAACAGGGGCUCCAGAUUGGACGCUGAUCUUCUGGCUUUGGGAAAAACACAAAGUCCUGGCAACAGUUAAAACCACUAACUCAAAUAACCCUAUUACCCAGGUCAGCUUCAACCCUUACAACAAUACGCAGCUCUGUGUGAGUGGGACUGGUGUGUUCAAGCUGUUCCGCUACUCAGAAGGAGCCCUGAAACAGAGCAACUUUGCAAAAGUGGAGUCCAUCAACUUCCUGUGCCACGCCUGGAUGUCAGAGGAGAGAGUGGUCGCUGGGACGGACACGGGCAGGCUGCUGGUGUUCGAGUCUGGAGACCUGAGAAAAGAGAUCAGCGUGACUUCUAAGGCUGUGCAGGGGAAACCUCACAGGCAAAUUGAUAUGAAGAAGAUCAAAGACGCUGAUGUGAAUGAAGGUCUGACUGUGCCUCGCGUCACAGCCAUCUUUUCCUACUCCAAAGGCUUUGCCUGCUCCAUGGGUCCUGGCACCGUCUGUCUGUUUGAAAAGACAGAGGAGGACAGUUACCGAAAGAGCAGGGAGAUACAGAUCCCUCCAGAUCUGUGCAGCAAUGAUUUGACUCCAGAAGAAAUGCAGGAGAUUAACACCAUGUGCAUCAGUCCAGCAGAGGAGACGCUGGCCAUCAGCACAGACCGAGGACAGCUGUACAGCAUCAGCCUGUCUUCUGUGGACGUGAACAAGGAACGGCCGCAUUUUGAGCUCCUGUCCCAGUCCUUCCACUCCAACUCCAUCACCGGAUUGUCCAUCUGCAUUCGCAAGCCUCUCAUAGCGACCAGCUCUCUGGACCGCUCCGUCCGCAUCUGGAACUACGAGACGAAAGUGUUGGAACUGUACAAGGAAUUCCAGGAAGAGGCGUACAGCGUAGCUCUGCAUCCCACUGGCCUCUUCGUCCUGGUGGGCUUCACAGACAAACUCAGGCUGAUGAACUUGGUCAUCGAUGACUUCCGUACUUUCAAGGAGUUCACUGUGCGCGGAUGCAGAGAGUGUGCUUUCAGCCACGGUGGCCACAUGUUUGCAGCCGUCAAUGGAAAUAUCAUUCACAUCUACUCCGUGACGUCUUUUGAGAAUAUCCUCAACCUUAAAGGCCACAACGGAAAGGUACGUGGCAUUGAAUGGAGCCUGGACGACAGCCGGUUGGUGUCGUGUGGGAUGGACGGCGCCGUGUACGAGUGGAACACGCAGAACGGCAAACGGGAGUCAGAGAGCGUCCUCAAGUCCUGCAGCUACACUGAUGUCACCUUCUCCUCCGACUGUAAAACCAUUCUGGCCGUGGGAACAGAUCUCACACUAAAGGAGAUCCAAGACUGUCAGGUCCUCAGGGAGGUUCCUGCUGAUGAGGUGGCUCACACUGCUCUCGCCGUGUCACACUCUGGCAGGGUUGUCUUCACAGGAACUUCCAGUGGAAGUGUCAGGGCCAUUAAAUACCCGUUACCCCUCCAGAGGGAAUGGAUCAUGUACCAGGGUCACUGUGGCCCCGUCACCAAGAUGGUGAUCACGUAUGACGAUCGCUUCCUGCUGACGGUGUCUGAAGACGGGUGUCUGAUGAUGUGGAAGAUCAUCGAUAAGGAGGGUCGAGGGCUGAAGAGCAACAGGCAGAUCGUCCACACCGAGGAGAUCCUAGUCACCAAGUCAGACCUGGAGGAGAAGAAUCAGAACAUGCUGGAGCUGAAGAUGCGUCUGGAGGAGCUACAGAUGGAGAACGAGUACCAGCUCCGCCUGAAGGACAUGAACUACAACGAGAAGCUCAAGGAGAUUUCUGACAAGUUUAUCCAGCAGAUAGAGACCCUGAAAAAGACACAAGAGACCAUGAAGACAGAGAUGGAGAAGCAGGAACGUGAAAGCAGGGAAAAUUAUGCACAGGUCACCAUACAACAUGGCAAAGAACUGACAGAUUUAGAGGAAAUCUACAGCCAGAAGCUGAUCGUUGAACACGAGAGGUUUCUGGAUCUUCAGCAAAAACAUCAGAGAAUGCAGGAGGACUACGAGGAGCAGCUGAAGUCUGCAGAGGAGAGCAAAACCCAAGAGCUGGAGGAGCUCACUCAGCUGUACGAAGCCAAGCUGCAGGAGAAGACUCGGCUCCUGGUCGAGCACCAGGAGGAUGCCCAGAGGCAGAUCUGUGAAUUUAAAGAGAUCAUAAAACAGGUGGAGGAGGACGAGGAGAGGAAGAUCCACGACAUCCAAAUGAAGUAUGAGAAGAAACUGCACACUGAGAAGGAGACCAACACGAGUCUGAAGGGAAAAACUGGCAUCAUGACACAAAAGUUCUACACUCUACAGAGACAGAUUGACGACAGGUGCACUGACAUAAACACGCUGAAGCAGGAGCGACAGAGGCUGCUGGGCUUGAUCCGCUCCCUGGAGAGCGACAUCGAGGACCUGAAGAGGCAGAUCUCUGGUCAUGAAAAGACCAGCCAGGACAAGGAUAACACCAUCUCCGGCUUGAAGAAGAAGAACCAGGAGCUGGAGAAGUUGAAGUUUGUUCUUGAAUUCCAGCUGAGCGAGUUAAAGAAGCAGAGCGAGCCUCAGCAAGACGACAUAAGUAAGAAGAAGGAGAGGAUCCAUCAGCUGCAGGAGGAGUUGGUAAAAAUCAACCAGAGCAACACCCAGCUGAAGCUCACCGUCUCCGACCUGAGGCUCAAGCUGAGGACCAGGGACAAAGAGAUGCACAAGGAGAUGCAGAAAGUGAAAGAUUUGGAGUCACAUCUUCAGCGGCUCAAGGCCGACCUCCACAACUGUGUCAGCUUCAUCCAGGAGCCGAGAAAACUGAAGGACAGCGUUCAGAGGAUCUACGCCCGCUAUGUCCCACAGACUGACAGGGUGGAGAAAAGCAGAGUCGACGAUGAUAUUCAGAAGGCGUUUGACCACCAGCGAGAUCACCUGGAGAAAACCGUCAACAGUCUCAAGAUGAGGCUGGCCAAGUCUACCGAGGAGCACGAGCAAGUCUACGUCAAGAUCAUGAAGGAGAAUGUGACUCUCAUCACUGAAAUCAAUGAACUGCGCAAGGAGCUGCACUUGGUGAAGAUCCAGGCUAAAGAUUACAAAGCUCAGCUCGCUGCCUCUAAGAGGUCCUACAAGCUACGGCCCAGCUCAGACCUGGGUCCCAGAAGGGAGCGCAAACAGGAAGAUGUCGCCUGAGCUCCAGGGACGACGUCCGAGCAAUGAGGAUACGGAGCGACGUCUUAAAAGCUGGUGAAGUUCAUACAUGUAAACUUAUUCUGUUAAUUAGAACGACUCUGAUCUGGUAGAAAAUACUAUCAGAUCAUUUAAUUUGAAUAUUAGUUAGUAUUAAACAUGACCUCCUCCAUCAGUUCUGGGAAUUAUUCAGCUAAAAUAAAAUGACCUUGUGUGUGUACGUUGGUUUUUGAUUGGUAUAAACGUUUUUCUUUUUUUUUUCUUCUUUUUAUUUGAAUCUCUCAUCAAGAUGUCAUGCAGAUGUAUUUAUCUGAAUCUAAAUAAACCUUUGAAGGUAUUUAUAAA